AUGCUAAGAAGUCUGUGCAAAAGUCCUAUUUUAAAAAACCUGGAUGCAGACAAAGUUCAUCCAGAGAUUAAGAAAGUAUGCGAGAAAUUCAUAAUUUCUGAUGACAAUCUUAUGAAGAUCUCAAAAACCAUGGAUGAUGAAAUGAACCGAGGUUUACGGGAAGAGCCCAGUUGCCUGAAAAUGUUACCAUCAUUCAUUCGAGCAGUUCCGAACGGUUCUGAGCGGGGCGAUUUCCUAGCGCUUGAUCUUGGCGGUACUAAUUUUCGAGUAUUGCUAAUUAAGCUAAAGGGUGAUUUGGCUGAAAUGACUGGGAAAGUAUAUCGCAUACCCGAAGAAAUUAUGAGAGGUGUUGGCACUGUGCUAUUUGAUCACAUUGGAGAAUGUUUAGCGGAUUUCCUAGAAGAACAUAAUUUGAAACAAUCUAAACAGUUACCGCUUGGUUUCACAUUCUCAUUCCCUGUACUACAAGAGAAUCUCACCUCUGGUAAACUCAUAAACUGGACGAAAGGUUUCAAUGCAAAAGGAGUAGAAGGUCAAGAUGUUGUACAGUUCCUUCGAGAUGCAAUAAAUCGACGUAAAGAUAUUAGUGUAGAUGUGGUAGCAUUGCUUAAUGAUACGGUUGGCACGUUGAUGGCAUGUGCCUUCAAGGAUAAUACUUGUCAAAUCGGCAUUAUUCUUGGUACUGGCACAAAUGCAUGUUACAUGGAAAAGCUCUCCAAUUGUCCAAAAUUCAACAAAUAUGGCUUUGAUAAGGACAAUGAUCCAAAAGAAGUUAGUCGUAAAUAA
Messenger RNA from Cercopithifilaria johnstoni, 786 nucleotides. The record is from the annotation of a GenBank genome assembly. NCBI's taxonomy places the organism in Eukaryota, Metazoa, Nematoda, Chromadorea, Rhabditida, Onchocercidae.